Molecule: messenger RNA, 9785 nt
Organism: Coregonus sp. 'balchen'
Lineage: Eukaryota; Metazoa; Chordata; Actinopteri; Salmoniformes; Salmonidae
Source: the annotation of a GenBank genome assembly
UGUGCAACGGCCCCUGAGCGGCGACUAGGUCUCUCAGAUUGCUCUCGCUUGACUACCGUUGCUGUACACAUUGUUGAAGUGAAAGGAAAGUGGACAGCUUGAUCCUGCUUGUGGCAUGCACUGAGAGGAGUAAGUUCCCCACUGCUAUCUUUCUUAUGAUAAAACAAAAAUGUCAGUCUUAAAAUUAACUAUGUUGUCUGUGCUGGAUGAUCUGGUGCAGUUUGGAGACGUUGGGGCUUGGGGGUUUGAGGUUGGCGUGGGGUGGACGCUCUUGUCUGUGUUUUGGCAGGGGACUAGUGUGAAAGGAGCAGAGCUGAAAGAAAGAUUCACAGAGAGGCUCAGUGAAAGGCAUGUGCAGAAUGUGAUUGGGCACUAGAAAUGCAAGUGCAGAGCUGUAGUAAGAGAGGGAUCCAGAGGAACGGUUUAAAAGAGGAGGAUGUUUGUGGUGGAAGAUAAAAACUGAGGAGAAAUCAAAAGAAAGGUGAGAGAUGGAGAAAGGUGAAUUUAUUGUUUUUUCAUAGGAAGAGAGAAGCGAGGAUAGAGGGAAGGUUUACAGAGGUAAAAAUAGAGAAGGGGAAUGGAGGUGGGGAGAUUAAGAGAGAGAUCAAUUAGGGAGCUGAGAGAAGGAAGUAAGGAGAUAAAAAAAAUUAAGAAUGGAAGAAAGGGGUAAGGGGACAAGAGGAGAAGAGGGUAAUUUGAAAGGUGGGAACACCUGAUGUUGAUUUUACAGCUUGGGUAAUAUUGUCUAUAAUAAUGCUUUACAGACCAGCUUCUGACAAUCAUUGUUGGCAGAAAAUAAGUUGUCAAACCAAUGUUACAAGUUCACAUUUAAUAUUUUUUUCAGUCCUGGAUUUCAAACACGGCAAAAGGAAACCAGUAAGUACGUCAUCAUUCAGUUCUGCCCUCCUCUGUAGAUCAAAUAGUCUUAUCCCUUUUAGAAAUAAGAUUAGAGAGACUUAAGACGUGUGGGAGCCCCAGGAAAUUCUGCCUCAGUAUUAUGAAUGACCUGCCUGGGUACCAGACGUGUUUGUGCUAACCUUCCACUCCUUGCCACUCCUUGUCCUAUGCCAACAUGAAAAGGAGUUGCAUGAUGGCGCAAACAGAUCUGGGAUCCUGCUAAUGAAUGACCAAGAUGGCCUUCAAUAAUAAGAUCUACUGUCAGAAUUCUGAUUCAGUGUGCGGACAUUCAAUCCUCUACAAUACCCUGAAAACUAUUGCUAUAAAGAGUUGUCACUGCAAUUCAGAGAGUUAACAAAGAGAUAAAAGGACCUCGGUAUGAUACUGAGGUAUGGGAAAAGGUAACCUGACCCAUGUCAUUGGUGUGGCCUUGCUCUUUUGGAACAGACAGAGACCACUGGUAUUCCUGUGUGGCACAGUGGAGCGGGAAGACUGGCCGGAGGACACCGGUUAAACUCAGGUGGUGGGUGCCACAUUACAGCGGAGAGGAACCCUAAUGGUUCCCCACUGUGGAAGAACAGACACUACAUUGAUACCAUAGAGGCGGCAAGCUGCAGUUGAGCCGGAGACAGGUGGGCCGGUAAGGGUACGGUAGUGGUGACACCUUGGGGCUGAGCUGGUGUGCCGAUAGGAGGAGGAGGAAGGAAACUGACGUGGGCCUGGAGCCCAGUGAGAGCCAGGAUGGCCGAGCAGAAAGUUAGGUAACCACCAUUACAAUAACUCUUCCCCUAGAACCUUGAGGAUUCAAUCUAACUAUAGAGUGAAAGUAGGAAACAUUUUGUGUUGCUCUAUGUUAACAUUGUGCAUUUACAUAGUGUUUAUGUCUGUGUCUUUCCGUGUGUGUGUGUGUGUGUAUGUAUGUAUGUAUCUGUUUGUGUGUGUGCCUGUGUUCCUGUUUGUCUGUGUUUUUGAAUGGAUUUGUGUCCCUCGGGUGGCUUGCGUGGGUGUGUGUGCUUGUGUUUUGUGUUUUCCACAGCCUCCCUGCUAAGCUGAUUAAUGGGGGCGUGGCAGGGCUGGUGGGUGUAACCUGUGUGUUUCCUAUUGAUCUGGCCAAGACCCGCCUACAGAACCAGCAGGGUGCCCGAGUCUACACCGGGAUGUGAGUACUGCCUUGGCUCCUCUUUUAUUUUAUUCACACAAGGGACUUGAGACACUUCCUGUCCUCCGUCUUUGAGACGGGGAGACGCUCCUUUUGAAACAGGUUUUCCCUUGUGGGAUGAAUACAGUUUAUUGAACUGGAAGAAAGAGAGAAUAGUUCUGUUUUGACUCAUGCACUCAGUAAUUGUUCACAAGUAAUCAGACUAAGCUGUCCAUGAGGGCAGAUUGGGUCAAACAUGUUUUUGCACAUCUGCAUUCAAAACAAGCGUUUGGUGCUGUAUUGGUGAGCGCUAUAUUUACAGAGUGGCUUCCACAAUAAAUCAGACAGGGAAAAUAGCUUAUUCUUGGCUCUAUGGUAUUAGUUCUUGACAUUCUUGGUUCUACUGUCUAGUACAGACAGCUGUCUAUCUCUAUACAUCUGUACAGAUAAGACAGUGCUAUGGCAACACAGGGUUGAGUGGGCAUUAUGCCUAUAUUUACCUUGGUGAAGACAGAAUUUUGGCCCAGUGAGUUACUGAUUGGCACAGGAGUGAUCCUUUGGCAUCAUGUCUACUCCUGGUCUUUUAAUUAAGUAACAAUUUCGUACAGUGACGGAAAAAAGUAUUUGAUCCCCUGCUGAUUUUGUACGUUUGCCCACUGACAAAGACAUGAUCAGUCUAUAAUUUUAAUGGUAGGUUUAUUUGAACAGUGAGAGACAGAAUAACAACAACAAAAUCCAAAAAAACGCAUGUCAAAAAUGUUAUAAAUUGAUUUGUAUUUUAAUGAGGGAAAUAAGUAUUUGACCCCUCUGCAAAACAUGACUUAGUACUUGGUGGCAAAACCCUUGUUGGCAAUCACAGAGGUCAGACGUUUCUUGUAGUUGGCCACCAGGUUUGCACACAUCUCAGGAGGGAUUUUGUCCCACUCCUCUUUGCAGAUCUUCUCCAAGUCAUUAAGGUUUCGAGGCUGACGUUUGGCAACUCGAACCUUCAGCUCCCUCCACAGAUUUUCUAUGGGAUUAAGUUCUGGAGACUGGCUAGGCCACUCCAGGACCUUAAUGUGCUUCUUCUUGAGCCAGUCCUUUGUUGUCUUGACUGUGUGUUUUGGGUCAUUGUCAUGCUGGAAUACCCAUCCACAACCCAUUUUCAAUGCCCUGGCUGAGGGAAGGAGGUUCUCACCCAAGAUUUGACGGUACAUGGCCCCGUCCAUCGUCCCUUUGAUGCGGUGAAGUUGUCCUGUCCCCUUAGCAGAAAAACACCCCCAAAGCAUAAUGUUUCCACCUCCAUGUAUGACAGUGGGGAUGGUGUUCUUGGGGUCAUAGGCAGCAUUCCUCCUCCUCCAAACAUGGCGAGUUGAGUUGAUGCCAAAGAGCUCGAUUUUGGUCUCAUCUGACCACAACAAUUUCACCCAGUUCUCCUCUGAAUCAUUCAGAUGUUCAUUGGCAAACUUCAGACGGCCCUGUAUAUAUGCUUUCUUGAGCAGGGGGACCUUGCGGGCGCUGCAGGAUUUCAGUCCUUCACGGCGUAGUGUGUUACCAAUUGUUUUCUUGGUGACUAUGGUCCCAGCUGCCUUGAGAUCAUUGACAAGAUCCUCCCGUGUAGUUCUGGGCUGAUUCCUCACCGUUCUCAUGAUCAUUGCAACUCCACGAGGUGAGAUCUUGCAUGGAGCCCCAGGCCAAGGGAGAUUGACAGUUAUUUUGUGUUUCUUCCAUUUGCAAAUAAUCGCACCAACUGUUGUCACCUUCUCACCAAGCUGCUUGGCGAUGGUCUUGUAGCCCAUUCCAGCCUUGUGUAGGUCUACAAUCUUGUCCCUGACAUCAUUGGAGAGCUCUUUGGUCUUGGUCAUAGUGGAGAGUUUGGAAUCUGAUUGAUUGAUUGCUUCUGUGGAUAGGUGUCAUUUAUGCAGGUAACAAGCUGAGAUUAGGAGCAUUCCCUUUAAGAGUGUGCUCCUAAUCUCAGCUCGUUACCUUUAUAAAAGACACCUGGGAGCCAGAAAUCUUUCUGAUUGAGAUGGGGUCAAAUACUUAUUUCCCUCAUUAAAAUGCAAAUAAAUUUAUAACAUUUAUGACAUGCGUUUUUUCUGGAUUUUUUUGUUGUUAUUCUGUCUCUCACUGUUCAAAUAAACCUACCAUUAAAAUUAUAGACUGAUCAUUUCUUUGUCAGUGGGCAAACGUACAAAAUCAGCAGGGGAUCAAAUACUUUUUUCCCUCACUGUAACUGCUCAUGAAGUUGAUCACAUCAAUGGAAAAUCACAAUGCGAACCAAAUGUGAACCAAUUAAAGGAAGGUGUCCAUCAAUUAUCUUUGCGUUUGUAGUGUGUAGCUGUGUUUAAGUGAUACUGAACAACCAACAUUCAGCUAUGUAGGGUUUAUGUUAAGAUUGACAAGACACUGUAUUGUAAGGAAAAGCAAAUUACUUACAUGGUAUUCAUUUUUCAUAAUUUUUUUAUUUGAUUUUAUUAUUAUUAAAUAUUCAAACAUACAAUCUACUUGCAGUGAAGCCGUUCAACAUUUACAUUACAUUCAGGUAUUCAUUGUUUAUGCAUGGUCAAUAAGCAUCAGUUAUAAAUGUUAUAAGAUAAAUCAUGAAUUUCAUAGAUGGAAUUCUUCAGAAAGUUCACCCAAACUGAUUUUACCUUAAUAUUUCUCCUUUUGAUGUGAAGGCUGGACUGUUUGACGAAGACAGUUAAGAUGGAAGGCUACUUUGGGAUGUAUCGAGGUACUAUUUCCCUGGAUUAAUGUAAUGUACAAUUCUGUGUUUUGAGUUUAGCUAACAUUGCCUAAAUUGACAUAGCUGCGGUAAACCUUGUAUUGUACUUUUUUAAAGUAUCAAGCACUUACAGUUAGUAACUAGCCCAGAGCUAAUCAUAUGGAAGUGCAGUGCAGGGGAAGGUUUUGUGUAUGAUGUUAACUGUAGUUUAUGUGUUGCUAUAAUCAAUUACCCCCCCCCCCCCCCCCCCCCCCCCUCCCCUCCCCUCCCCAGGUGCAGUAGUGAAUCUCACUCUUGUCACACCAGAGAAAGCCAUCAAACUGGCAGCAAAUGAUAUCUUCAGACAGAAGCUCUCCAAGGAUGGGUAACUCACUUUUUGUCCUAGUACAGCACCUACACUUUUCACGAUUCAACUGAAAGAUACUUAAACUGAAACACUUUUUGGGGCAGGGGACCCCUUUUGUGAUAGCACAUUCAUCAGGGACCCCCUCAUAAUCAGAACACAACUCGAUUGAGUUAACAAUAGCAUGGCUAGGAUGAAUAAAGUUUUGGGCCCUGGGAAUGAACAUUUUAAAGGCCCACCUCUUGGCACCAGAGAGAAAAUGUUGCAAUUCAAGCUAAUUUCCUGCAGUACAGAUUUUGUCAUGUGGCAGAGAGAUUUUUUGUUGUUGCAGCUUUAAAGGUAAUAUCCUGCAAAGAGAGAAAAUUUUGCAGUUUUUAAAGCAAAACAAAAUACAGUGCAUUUAUGUACUGGAAAACAAGAAGUAUUGAGUUGAAAAUUGAUAAUUGGUGGAGUACUGUGGAUACCAAUAUCCCUCCCAGGCCCGUGUUGCCCAGGGUUAAGAACAUAAAUUGUAGAUGAAUAAUCUUACAUUGUAUUGUAUUACACCCUCUAAACGUAUUCCACGGAUCCCUUGGCCAAACGUAGUUUAAUCUGUUGUCAUCAGUAAUAUUCAUUUAAAACAAAUAAAGGCCCAGUGCAGUCAAAAAUUUGAUUUUCCUGUGUUUUAUAUAUAUUUCCACACUGUGAGGUUGGAAUAAUACUGUGAAAUUGAUGAUAAUGCCCUUUUAGUGCAAGUGCUGUUCGAAAAGACUGCCUGAAAUGUCAGCCUGUUUUGGUGGGAUGGAGUUUUGGCCUGCCUGGUGACAGUUAAUAGACCAAUAAGAAAGAGAGUCCCAAACCUCUCUGCCAAUAACAGCUAAUUUUCAGUUUCCCCUCCCCAUUCAGACCACUCCCAGACAGUUCUAGCAAAAUUCUUGCUUGAGAAAUUGCUCUUUUUAAGAAGCUAUUUUUGUUUAUUUUUGCCCAUCUUAAAGUGGCAAUAUGUACAUUUUUGGGCGACCAGACCAAAUUCACACAGAAAUGUGAGUUAUAGAUCUAUCAUUCUACUUGAAAGCAAGUCUAAGAAGCGGUAGAUACUGUAUGUUCUAUGUGCGCUAUUUCUAUGCUUCCUGUUCUUAAGUUUUGUUUUUGUGUCUUUUACUUUCGGUUUUGUACACCAGCUUUAAGCAUUUGAAACAACAAUAUUUUUGGUUAUGGAAAAUAUAUUUCACAGCGGUUUAGAUGGUACAAUAUUUUGUCACAUAAACUGAAAUUAGGUGAAUUAUUAGAGUAUUAGCAACCAGGAAUUGGCGUAGCGAUUUCUGCAUAGUGCAACUUUAAUUGAAAACAAUCACAGUAAGGUACUUAAUUGUUACCCAGAAAUGAUUUGAUAUUUAGAUAAAAACGGCCGCAUUGGACCCCACUUCGAGAACCCCUGCCUUAGAGCACUUAUUUAUCCAAAAAGAUCAUGAGGUGGAUAAUCCUUAGUUAACAUAACAUUCAUGUAAUAAAGUCAAACAAUCUAAGGUGCUAUUGCUACAGUGCACUGUCUAUUUAUCAGAGUGGUGGUGCCAUUGCUAUGUGUCGUUUAUUAGCCUAACUCAGUCAUUUUGUCCCACAGGAAAUUGCCCCUAUGGGGGGAGAUACUUGCAGGAUGUGGGGCGGGGACGUGCCAGGUGAUAGUGACCACACCAAUGGAGAUGCUCAAGAUCCAGUUGCAAGAUGCAGGAAGGUUGGGUGAGUUCUGUGAACCAUUUGUCCUUAGGCCACAGCUCAGUGUGCUAGGCAGUGAUAAUGACUCAGCUGCUGAAGUUUUUUGACACUGAUAUGGUGUGUGUGUGUGUGUGUGUGUCACAGCUGCCAUAACCAGAGUGGUCCAAGCAGCUCCUGGUCCAGCACCGUCAUUGGUGGCCCCCCCUCCAGCCCAGCCUACCCCUCCACCACGGACCACUGCCAUCCGUAUCACCCUGGAGCUACUGAAGACACGCGGCCUGCCUGGCCUCUACCGGGGAGCAGGAGCCACACUGAUGAGGUCAAACACUCUCUCUGUUUCUCUCAAAUUCACAUAGGCAACAGCAUACAAAGUCGAACACUGAAUGAAUGAUAUUAGACAAACUGUACGUGUGUGUGUCAAACGUACGUACUCACUCACUCAUUCACUCCCUGUGGGCCAAGCACACACACACACACAAACACGCACACAAACAUGUUUCUCUUGUUCAGUUCUGAGUAAUCCUGAACUGAGGUAACCUGCUAGACUCACUGUCAGGCCUGAUUUGUCUCAUUGCCUCAUUACUGGUGAUUAGUUCGUGGCAAAGACCUUCAGAUUUACUUCUGGUUAAGGCUACCUCAUUUACGUACACAACAUAUCGCAUCACUCUGUUCAAAUAAGUUGUAUCUUACGGUAUGUGGGGUCUGACUGGCACCCUGGUUAAUCAAGCCCAACAUAAAUCAAUAGGUUAUUGCAGUUAUGUCUGGCAGGGUUAAUCCUGCUGUGGACUGAGGUAUGCCUCUGUUAUUUUUUCUUUUCCAGGGACGUCCCUUUCUCUAUGAUCUACUUCCCACUGUUCGCCAACCUGAACGCGCUGGGCCGGGGAGGGCCGGGUAGCCAUGGAGACCUGCAAGAGCGGGCCCCCUUCCUGCAGUCCUUCACGGCAGGCUGCACAGCCGGAUCAGUGGCAGCUGUAGCUGUCACACCACUGGACGGUGAGAGAGACGGAGGCAGGGAAGGGCUGGGGGAGCCCCAUAAAGGAGAGAUAAACCACUGUAUUCUCAGUGUCAUUCAGUAACGUACACGUUAUUCAGUAGCAGCACAUGUUGUUCAGUCCUACACUGUAACGUCCACAAUAAAACCAUCUAAUCCUUAUGUAGAUGUCAUACAGGGACAGUUUGUAAGGGCUAAAUCCUGUGUCGGGUUGGGGUUGCAGAGGCUAUUGAAUUUGAUUAGCGGAUUACAAUUAAAUGAUAUCCCAAGUGCAAUAGAAUGAACUACAGUAUUAUCAAUAACUCAGGAAUCCCAGAGCACAAUGAUACCCUCAUUGUCUGUACUUUAUAAAGAAGGGCAGUUGAGUUGACAUUGAUUUCUGUGUGUGUGUGUUUGUUGGCAGUCAUAAAGACUCGUAUACAGACCUUGCAGAAGGGGGAGGGGGAGGACACAUACCGAGGCAUUGUUGACUGCACACGGUAAGGCAUGCACUGUAAAACCCACACGUCUGCUACUCCAAUGGGUAUGUGUAAACCUUUCGCUGACAGCAGGUUUCUCACCUUUCCAUAGGCGGAUCUGGAGUAAAGAGGGCCCAGCAACAUUCCUCAAGGGGGCGACGUGUCGCGCUCUGGUCAUUGCCCCUCUCUUCGGCAUCGCACAGGGGGUCUACUUUCUGGGCGUAGGAGAGCAGUUGCUAGGGCUACUGGGAUAGCAGCAGAAUGCGGCAGUGACCCUUUACUGUAUAGAACAUACUGCUUCAUUCAGCAGUGAAAAUGAAUGGAGGGAGAGAGGAGAGUGGGGCCCUAACUGUAUGAGCACUGAGUACAUGGAGAGAGAGCGAGAGAAAUACCGAAAGAGAGGUCACAAUCAGCUAACCAAAUGAUGAAAAAAAGAGGAAGAGUGUGAAAGAUGUGGAGGCUCUAACUACUAACAUGGGAAACAACAUUGCACACUAAUUAUGUUUGUCUAGAUUUCUAAAAGUUGUAAGCAGGGUUCUAUAGGUUUUAAACAGGCUCCUGAGUGUUUAUGUAUGUGUCUAAUCUGGAGGUGUCUCAGCCAGGUUGGUGUCUUGGGGUUGUAUUUUCAACCAGAGAGUUAACUCUCCAUGGUUCUUAUGCAGAAGGGUCCUUGAGUUUGCCAUCACUAAGGAAGUUGCCAAGCUAUUGUGUUAUUUGUUUGACAAUAGCACUGUAUGUAAGUGACAAAAUCCUCUUGAAAUUUGUUUUCAAACUAUCAAAUAUUUGUAUGAAUGUUGUAUAAUGUUGACUAUAUUACCAUGUCUAAACUAGAAUUAGGCCCGCAUUUCAAAGCAAAUGGUUUACCUUUCAGAGAGAUAUCCUUUUUGUUUUGUUUUAUGAAAAAGGAUUUAACCUCCACAUUAGCUCAGUGAGUUCCUAUCCCAUCCGUGAGUCCAGAGUUGUAAUCUUGGACUCCUCCUGUGUCAAGCACUGCCAGUUAACUGUAUAGGGUCAGUUGUUAAUGCUUUAAUCCUAUCUCUGUACUGUAACCCACUAAACAGCCAGGCUCCUCGCCUACAGAUUAGACUGCUGGGCCUGCACUCUGAGGCCUUACCUUCCUGUUCACCAUAACUCUGAGGCUCAGAAGCAAACCUCCUUUACCUGUAUUACUGUUAGCUUAACUUUUUUUAAUGCUUCUUUGAAUGACAUGUCAUUUACACAAUAAAAAUAAAGCCUUAUUUUGCUGAUGGAGUCUCUUGUUCAAAACAUUUAACUUGUGCAUGAAUCUUAAAAUUUGGAAUUCAGCAGAAUUUUAAAAAGUGUUGAAAUGUUUGGUGUUGGCUGUAUUGAUGUACAAUGAAGUUGAGCCUAUGAUAAGAUCCAUUUUAAAGCACUCAGUUCUUGCGAAGUUUCUAUGGUGUAAAUCCACUAGGUGGCAAUAAAAGCAUUUAGUUUUUUACAUUUUUAAUGCUGAACACUACAUUUUAUGAUGGGGCUGGAAUAACUAUUUGAUUAUUAAUUGGAGAGAACAAUCUGAUUUGAAUGAACAUUCUGUUUAC